AUGGGGCAGCGCGGCACGCGGGGCCGGGGCGCGGAGGCUCGGCGGGAGCCCUGCGCCCCGCUGCCCGCCCGCGACGCCGAGCCCGGCUGGUGCAAGACGCCGAGCGGGCACAUCAAGCGGCCCAUGAACGCCUUCAUGGUGUGGUCGCAGCACGAGCGCCGGAAGAUCAUGGACCAGUGGCCCGACAUGCACAACGCCGAGAUCUCCAAGCGCCUGGGCCGGCGUUGGCAGCUCCUCCACGACUCCGAGAAGAUCCCCUUUGUCAAGGAGGCCGAGCGCCUGCGCCUCAAGCACAUGGCCGACUACCCCGACUACAAGUACCGGCCCCGGAAAAAGGGCAAGGUGGGCGCCGGCGCGUCCCGCCCGCGGUUGCCGGUGAAGAUCAAACCCUCCGUGCUGGGCCGCGGCUCCGCCGGCCGCAGGCAGCCCGCCAAGCCGCCCGACGCCACGCAGGAGCCCGCGCCGGAGGUGCCCGUCGAGGACUGCCCCACGGCGCCCGGCACGGCCGCCUGGCACGUGGCACCCACCGGGGAGCGCGGCCCGCAGGAGCCCCCCGCACCCCCCAGCCCCGCCGCCGCCUGCCCCGAGCCCGGGAGGUCCCCGGAGAGCGGGUCCCCCUCUCCCGUGUCGGCCGCGUCCCCUCCCUCCUCCUUCAGCUCCUCCGAUGAGGAGCUGGAGGAAGAGCUGCUGGGCGUCCUGCCCGGGCGGGCCCCCGCCGGUGCCACCUGCAGUGCCCUGGACUGGUCCGUCUUCGACAAGGACCACGACCUCUUCCCGCGGGGAGGCUCCUCGCACUUUGAGUUCCCGGACUAUUGCACGCCCGAGGUGACGGAGAUGAUAGCGGGGGACUGGCUCAUGUCCAGCAUCUCGGACUUGGUCUUUACCUACUGA
Messenger RNA from Gavia stellata (red-throated loon), 891 nucleotides. RefSeq names its product SRY-box transcription factor 12 (gene SOX12). Gene Ontology annotation, molecular function: RNA polymerase II cis-regulatory region sequence-specific DNA binding; DNA-binding transcription factor activity, RNA polymerase II-specific. Bases 1 to 891 code for a protein of 296 amino acids. The transcript has a single exon. NCBI's taxonomy places the organism in Eukaryota, Metazoa, Chordata, Aves, Gaviiformes, Gaviidae. Gene Ontology annotation, biological process: anatomical structure morphogenesis; positive regulation of transcription by RNA polymerase II; cell differentiation. The record is from RefSeq and is a predicted model, not a curated record.